AAAAUUGUUUUUUUUUGGACUUGCGCAAAAAACGUCUUUGCGUUUGUUCGGUAGCCGAAACGGUAUCGCACUUUAGAAUGACCAGAAACUAAGUCCGAAUCAGGAGCCAGGCGAUACAGCAGGAUGUCUAUAGAGGCUGAGGCGUUGCUGCAGGAGGCUAAGGAGAGUAUAGAAGCAGCUCAGAAUUACAGGAGCGAACUACAACAACGCCUACAUGGACUCAGCCAGGCACGCAAACAGGUACGAGGCAGCUCGUCUCAGGCCAGGGAGGGGUUGAAGCGUCAUUUCUCAGAGCUCCAGACGGCUGUGACCCGCCUCCUGACGGAGCGUCUGAGCGUGCUCCUUAGCGAGGUGGAUGUCAUCGAGCAGGACAGCGUACGACCGCUGGACGACUGCCAGAAACUCAUAGAACACGGAGUGAACACUGCAGACGAGCUGCUCCGAGAGGGUGAGGUAGCUAUCCGUUGUGGUCUGGGGGAGAAGGAGGAAAAGCUGGGGAGUUUCACCAAGAAGGCCCUUCAGAUCCAGCUGGACAGCCUUCCGGAGGUACCAGUGUUAGUAGACGUGCCGUGUGUAUCUGCCCAGCUGGAUGACUCUCUGCUGUACGCGGUGAGAGACAGAGUGUCACGACACGGAUCAGUCUCUUCACACCCUCCGGUCCAGAUAGAGGAACUCCAGGAGAGACCUGGCAGUGUGUUAGUACGCUGGUGUAAGGUGGAUGAUGAGUUUGCGGUGCAGGACUACCGUCUGCAGUAUCGUCGCUCAGUGUCUGGUCAGUACGAGGAUACCUACAUCGGGCCGGAGCAGGAGUUCCUGGUCCUACACCUGGAUCCCCACACUGAUCAUCUGUUCAGGGUGUGUGCCCGGGGGGAGGGACGGACCGAGUGGAGCCCCUGGAGCGUCCCACAGACAGGAUACACCACACUGGCUCCCCAUGAGUGGCGUCCAGGCAGUGAGGGCUACAUCCUCAGCAGUAGAAGGAACAUCGCCAUGCGGAGUGACUCGUCCCCCUCUAAAGCUGGGGUUCUCUACUCCAACGCUCCAACGUACUUCUGUGGACAGACGCUCACCUUCAAGAUCUCUGCGACGGGCCAGGUGGACAAGCGGGACAGUAUCGGGGUGUGUGUGGGGUGUGAGGGAGAGGCGGAGUCUCUCCAGAGGGACCAGGCCGUUUGCAUCUCCACCAACGGAAUGGUGUUUGUCAACGGUAAAGAGAUGACCAACCAGCUGCCUUCUAUCACCCUCGGCUCUGCCGUGACCUUUGAUAUGGAAGUGGUCAACCUACUACCUAUUAGCAACAACAACCUUAGCGACGGAGGCAACUUCAAGCUGAGGGUUACGAUUGGCUCAGGGAACCGGGAAGUGGUGUUUGAUUGGCUGCUGGACCAGGGGGUGGACUGCCUGUUCUUUGGUUGCUCCUUAGCCCACCCUGGUUGGAAGGUGCUGGUGUUUUGAGGCUGCUGAUUGGACAGCAGCCCCGUCAGUCAACACAAAGGGACAAGCAGAGUAACAGUCCUGUCUGCUGGAGUUGUCCUGUCCCAAAUCAACCCCGAGACCCAACCCCUUAGACCAGUGGUAUUCAAACUUUUUUUUAGCAGGGACCCUAUUUGUUUGUGUGCAUUUUCUCAUGAACCCACCCCAAAAAUAAUGACAACCUUAAAUUAGUACAUUUUACAUCAACAAAUAAUCCUUAAUUCGUUACAUUUACAAGACACCAAAAUAAAUGUACUCAAUUGUAUUUUUCAAAUACGUUUGUAUAAUCUGUACUCGUACUUUUUGUUUAGUGGGGUCGCGAUCAUCGCCUUUGAAUAUCACUGCCUUAGACACUUAGUCUCUACCCCCUAUAGCAGGGGUGUCAAACUCAUUCCACGGAGGGCCUAGUGUCUGCAGGUUUUUGGUUUUUCCUUUCAAUAAAGCCCUAGGCAACCAGGUGUGGGGAGUUCCUAACUAAUUAGUGAUGUUAAUUCAUCAAUCAAGUAUAAGGGAGGAGCGAAAACCCGCAGACACUCGGCCCCCCGUGGAAUGAGUUUGACACCUGUGCCCUAUAGCAACCUUUCAGUAUUGGGGUAUUUCUAAAAUGUGAAUUCAACUGCUGUUUACAGUAAUGUACCCCUCCUUUACCCACUGUGUGACCCAUCUGUUCCUUUCACCCUGGGAAAGGUUUCAUCUGGCCUUCUGCAGCUAUCUGUGCUUCCUCCAGGUAUGACUGGUGAUGGCUGUCUUCUCCGGUAUCAGAACAUCUCACCUCCUGUAGCACACCUUUCUCCUCUUGGCACCUGGCUCGACAUUGUACGCAAAGCCCUUUCUGAACUGCCUGAUAAGAUAUCCUGCCAUCUGAUACAGACUCGUGUACCAGAACUGACCAAUCAUUCUUCCUUUUCAAGAGACACUCAGGCUGUGCAUGAAAUGGCACCCUAUUUCCCUACAUCGUGCUAUGGGCCUUGGUCAAAAGUAGUGCACUAUAUAGGGUGCCAUAUUUCAGAUGCACAUUCUCUCCAAACGUCCUAAAAUUGUGUUUUUUACUUUUGAAUGUGAGAACAAUAAGGGAGUGGUCUCGUUCAGAGAUCUUAGAGGUGAUCAGAGAGAGAGAGAGAGACGUUACCUUUCAUCAAACACAUGAGCUGCAAAGCAUGCUGGUGUGGUUUACCACAGAAUAAGACACCACCACUGUGAAAAACGAUUCCCUCCAGAGAUCGUAACCUCUUCUUUUGUCAGUCUCUCCUUCCCUGUCGACCCGUUUAAUUCUCUAGCUCAGUGAGCAGAACUCAUGGUGUGGACGAAGUGUUCUGAAUCAGAUUCCAUUUCAUGCUCUUAAUGUGCUUUUUAAAAACUUGUUUUAUUUUUUUUGCUAACAGUUCACAACCAUGUAAUGUAACUUCACUUGUAGACAUUGAUGAAUUUUGGGGGGAACUUGUUCUACUUGUGAGAAGUGAUUUAUAUUUUAAAACGGUAUUCUAUUUCCUCUAGAGCAAUAUAGGGACGAGUGGGUUGCUUCCUGUGGUUCUGCAGAGAUGGAAUGGUUGCUGUGGUUACAGAGCGCUCUUCAGCAGACUGACUGUUGAGUUAAAUAAAGGUUAAUUUGAACCAUCUAACUAGGCAAGUCAGGUAAAAACAAAAUGUUAUUUACAAUGACGGCCUGCCCCCUAACCCGGACGACGCUGGGACAAACCCUAUGGGACUCCCGAUCACGGCCGGUUGUGACAGCCUGGAAACGAACCAGGGUCUGUAGUGACACUGCGUCACUUGGGAGUGUGACCAUUUAACAGGUUAACAGUGGUCAUACGUAAGACACUGCUAGAUAAAAGUUAUAGCUGGAUACAGUAUACAGCUGUAUAGUUACUCUGUGGCAGUGUUGCUUCACGUCCAAAUCUGAUAUCAGUGAAAGGCUGCCAAUGGCGCAAGGGUAAGGUGGUGGGGUUGGAAAUGGAACCAGGCCACCUGUUAAAGUGGGGUCGUACUCAGCUGUCUGUCAUCCACCACCCUCAUGCAAACAUCCGUCUCUGAUUCCUUUAACUGUGUGGCUGAGUCCCAAAUAGCAGCCUAUUCCCCAUCUAGUGCACUACUAGAUGGGGAAUAGGAUCCAUAGGGCUGGUCAAAAGUAGUGCACUUUUGGAAUGCUGACUGUGACUUGUAAUCAGGGUUGGGCUCAGUUCCAUUUCAAUUCGGGAGGUUAACUGAAAUUCCAAUUGCGUUAAAGUGGAAUGUGAGUUGACUUCCUAAAUAGCAUUGACCCCAGUCCUGCUUUUAUUAUCUACAUGUGUGUGUAUACCUCCUUGUGCCUUCCUUCAGUACAGAAUGAAUGCCCCAGAAACAUCCAAUAAAUUGCUUACUCAUCUA
Molecule: messenger RNA, 3837 nt
Organism: Salvelinus fontinalis (brook trout)
Lineage: Eukaryota; Metazoa; Chordata; Actinopteri; Salmoniformes; Salmonidae
Product: cytokine receptor-like factor 3
Exons: 10
Coding region: 124-1455 (443 amino acids)
Molecular function (GO): protein binding
Source: RefSeq, a predicted model, not a curated record